AUGGCAUCCUCAUUGUUGGACACUAAGCCACUUUUUACCCCAGGAAUUAAGAGACGUGUGAAAGAUAAAAGAAUUUCAAAGACUGCUAAAUUUAAUGUUUCCCUCGCUUCAAAAAUCAGAACCAAAAUAAUCAAUAAUUCCUCUAUUUUAAAAAUUUCUCUAAAGCACAACAACAGGGCAUUAGCUCAAGCUCUUAGUAGAGAGAAGGAGAAUAAUCGAAGACUUAUCACAGAAAAGACACUGUUGCAAAAGGAAGUGGAGAAACUGAAUUUUGAGAACACAUUUCUACGCCUAAAGUUAAAUAAUUUGAAUAAGAAACUUAUAGAAAUAGAAUCACUCCUGAACAACAGCUUGAUAACUGCAAUUGAAAUGAGCAGCCUUUCUGAUUUUCAUCAGAGUCCCUUUGUACUGCCAUCUUGCCAGAAGAAAAGAAUUAAUAAACAGUGCAAGUUGAUGCAUCUUCCAUUUGCAAGGGUUCCAUUAACUUCAAAUGAUGACGACAACGAGGACGAUGAUGAUGAUAAAGAGGAAAUACAGUGUGACAGCAAGGUCAUGCCAGCGUCAUCACCUGAUAUUUCCUCUUUGGCGUCAAAAAGACAGCCUUUAUCAAGUCUGCAAACUUGGGAAUUAACAUCUCUUAAAGGAAAUCAGCAGAAUGUGCAUGUGUUAGAGAAUCCAGAACAUACUUCUUCUGUUGUUGAUGAAAACUGUGAUCAAAUUCCAGAUCCUUGCAAACCAGUUAAAGAGCAGAAGAAAGAAUCCUUAGGCAAGACAAAUAACAUUUUAUCGAAAGGUAAGCACAAACCUGUUUUAUGUUUUGCCUUUGUAGAAGCAAUGAAAGGAGAAUGGCAAGUCAUAAAAGUAAAUAAAACAACAUCCACAUCAAGGAGAAGGAAAACCAUCAUAGAUUCUUCCCCACUUAAUAAUGAAAUAAUAGCUAUAGCAAACCCUCUUCAAGUGAAGUCAUUGGAAUCUGAACAAUGUGAUGAGGAAAACAAUUUAGAGAGAGAGCAAAUUGUUAAAACGCCACAUUUUCACAGAAAAAUAUUUAAAUCUUUAUCUGAGCUAUAUUUACCUAAAACACAAGAUUGUUCCUUUACAUCUCUUCUUGAAGGUUUAAUACCUUUGAGUAUUUCUUCUGGUGAGAAUAUGAUGAAAGACAUUUUUACACUGGCAAACAUACCAGAUGACAGAAUGCUACAGGACUUGACAAAUACCAGGUUUGAUUCAAAUAACACUCCUAAAUCUGAAAAAAAGGUAGAAGUUGCAUGUUCAGAACGUCUAAGCCGUAGAAGAUGUAUUCCUUUUUCUUUAAAAGAGCCAAGCCUUAAAAGUGUUUAUGCAUUUGUUAAAAAUUUUCAGAUUAGAAUAGGAAACUAUAUUCAUGUUGAAUUUGAAACUUAG
Molecule: messenger RNA, 1404 nt
Organism: Elephantulus edwardii (Cape elephant shrew)
Lineage: Eukaryota; Metazoa; Chordata; Mammalia; Macroscelidea; Macroscelididae
Gene: SGO2
Product: shugoshin-like 2 (S. pombe)
Cellular component (GO): chromosome, centromeric region
Source: RefSeq, a predicted model, not a curated record